AUCGUCCAAAUAAUUCUACAUACAAUUGUAUACCCAUUUCUGGGCAAAUAUCAGUGUCUGUCAGUAUCCAAAAUUGGAAUAAAUUCCAAAAUCCAUUAUAUUUCCACAUAUUCAGUUCAAAUAGGCCCGUCUCAAAGUAUCAAUUUGUUCAAAUUUCUCAAUUCUGCUGUCAAGUCAUACCAGAUACCACAGCAAAGCCAAAAUGAGACCAAGAUCCGCCAGACGCUAUCGAAAAGAUAGCAAAGCGUUUCCCGGUGCACCCACCAGUGCCAACCUGCAGCCACCUGACCACCAACAUCCUCCUAGCCACAAGCUAGAAAAAGAAAAAGAGCCAUGGAUCCAGCAUACCACAAGUGCACAUUCCAAAGCCAACUGGAAUCCUCUCUCAAAUAAGUAUAUAGCCAGGGACUGCCAGAUCCAGCAUACCACAAGUGCACAUUCCAAAGCCAACUGGAAUCCUCUCUCAAAUAAGUAUAUAGCCAAGGACUGCCAGAUUGUCCCAUGGAGACCAAUAUUGCGAGCCAAGAUCACCAGCCAAUUCCAAAUGUAA
Molecule: messenger RNA, 550 nt
Organism: Drosophila montana
Lineage: Eukaryota; Metazoa; Arthropoda; Insecta; Diptera; Drosophilidae
Exons: 4
Coding region: 203-550 (115 amino acids)
Source: RefSeq, a predicted model, not a curated record